This is a messenger RNA of Oppiella nova, 1425 nucleotides long. The record is from the annotation of a GenBank genome assembly. NCBI's taxonomy places the organism in Eukaryota, Metazoa, Arthropoda, Arachnida, Sarcoptiformes, Oppiidae.
AAUGCAGUGAAUGAUACUGAUCCUAUAUCAUUUGCUUUGGAAAACUUUCCACAAGAUCUUAUGCCUGAAUGGUUUAGAAACAAUGGCGGAAUAUUGUUCCACGUAUUUCUACUGGGUUAUUGUUGUCUGGGUUUGGGAGUUGUUUGUGAUCUAUAUUUUCUUCCCUCACUUGAGAUUAUCAGUCAAAAAUUGUCAUUGUCACCAGACAUAGCUGGGGCAACUUUCAUGGCAAUCGGCACUUCAGCGCCUGAAUUGUUCACAAGUAUUAUAGGAGUGUUUGUAUCGCAAGAUGACAUAGGAAUCGGCACUAUUCUGGGGACAGCUGUUUUCAAUUUGAUUGUAAUACCGGCCGCCUGUGGGUUCGCUGUUAUGCUGUAUUGUCCCAAAACGCCGGACAUCAGCCGUUUCCCAAUACUUAGAGACUCUAUAUUUUAUAUAUUGACUAUCGUUACACUCAUCCUAUGCAUCAAAGAUAAUCGAGUCGAUUGGGUCGAGUCGUUGAUUUUGAUUUCAAUGUUUGGCGUGUAUUUAGUGAUAAUGUAUUUCAACGCACAAUACAGUCAUCUACUGAAUGAUAGUGAAGACAGUGAUGAGAAGACACCACUUUUGUCGGAGAAUACAUUAGACAAAGCGCACGAGGAGUGGAACGGGGGGUCGGGUGUGCCCACAGACCAGGACACCGACGACAUGGAGAGCGCCAGAGAGAUGGAGGAGCAAAGUGUCAAUACUUUGAGCUCUAGUUUCGAGUAUAGAAAGCGGAGUCGCAGUGGAAGUCAGAAACGGAUCGCUUUCGCGGACAUUGAAGUUGAAGACGAGGCCGACUGGAUUGAGAGCAAUGUCUUCUGCAAGUGGUUCCUCUUUCCCAUGACUUUGCUCUUUAAGAUCACUCUUCCCAAACCCACCAAAUGGUGUUUUGUCAUCACAUUCAUCGUGUCUAUCAUAUGGAUCGGUAGCCUAACUUACAUAUGUGUUUGGAUGGUCACCAUAAUUGGCUACACUCUGGGACUGCCGGACACUGUGAGUGGUCUAACACUGUUAGCAGCGGGCACUUCAGUACCAGAGCUCAUAUCUAGUGUACUGGUGGUGAAAAAGGCCAGUCAGGCAGAUAUGGCUAUUUGCAACUCAAUCGGUUCCAACAUAUUUGAUAUAUUGUUCUGUUUGGGAGUUCCCUGGCUAUUAAAGUCGGUUUUAUGGAUGUUUCAAAAGGGAACCAUAAGUCUGGAGGCAACUGCUGUGCCCAUUGACUCCACAGCCUUACCUCUGACCACAUUCUCUUUGUUGGUCACUAUCUUUGCACUGUUGGCCACCUUUCAGGCGACUAAAUGGAAGUUAGGCCUAACGGUGGGCAUAACCUGUAGUAUUAUUUAUGUCGUAUUUGUCGUUAGCUCAUCACUACUUGAGAUAUCGUUAGCGUUAGAUAAAUAG